Messenger RNA from Drosophila innubila, 1012 nucleotides. RefSeq lists its product as uncharacterized. Bases 1 to 939 code for a protein of 312 amino acids. The record is from RefSeq and is a predicted model, not a curated record. The transcript is spliced from 3 exons. Lineage: Eukaryota; Metazoa; Arthropoda; Insecta; Diptera; Drosophilidae.
AUGUGGCCAUGGCAUUGGAGUAUUGCUGUAUCUGUCUGUUUGGCACUGGUGCUGCACCAUAGCGAUGCACAGGAGCUACUUGCCACAGCGUUGCCUGCAGCAACUUCAACCUCAACCUUGCCACAGUCCAGUGUCCACUCGGAUGCAGCGAGAUCUGCAGCACGUGCUGGUGGCUCUUUAGUUGCUCACAGUGAUGUCUACAUUGCACGCAAUCAAAGGGAAUGCUUUGAGACGCGCAAUCUAGUGUCCUGCAUUAAGUACAGGGCAUCGAAGCUCAUUUGGAAACUGGCCACCAACGGCAUGGGCUUCUUUCCCAAUGAGUAUGAGCGGCAGCUGGAGAAACCACGCUGGCUGAGACUUGUGCAGCUGGGUGAGCCGUCCGAUGAGAUUGUGGUGUUCAAUGAUGCCAAGAGUCUGGAAGGGGACAAUGAGUUCAUUCGCAUUUUCAAGUUCCUCAAGCGAUCCAUGGAGACCUUCGGACGCAAUCAUGGAGUGCAGCUGGCAUUGCCCACGGGCACAGGUGCGAGGGUUGUGGAUGAGACAGAAGCUCGUUUACAUAAAAAGAAGAGGAAAUUGCUCAUCAUUUUACCGCUGAUUAUAUUGAUGAAAAUAGCCCACUUAAAGAUGACCAUGGUCACAUUGCUGUUGGGAGUGCUGGGCAUGAAUGUGCUGUUGGUGGGCGGUACUGGCUGGCUAAUACACUAUCUUAAGUACAAGACUCUGUGCAAGAUACACCCACAUUUGGUGCAAUCCCACUCGCAUGUCUACGACUCCGAUCCGGCGGAAUACUCCCAGUUCCUGGGCAGCAGCUUCUCCAACAGCUACAAUCCAUCCAGUCCGCAUGAGGUCAACGUCAAUGGCUACAGCAAAGACUGGGCCACGAGUAAGGCAUACAACGGCUAUAACUAUUUGGACACCAUUAGCAAGCGGACUCAGUGAAGCCAGACUUUCAGCUAGAGAGCGAUUCGUGCCAGGGAUGAUUCCGUGCGUGGUCCUAGUAAAAAUUGUCAUC